CAAAACAAACUUCGCCACAUAGGAACAUUGCGACAAAUUGCAAAGCAAAAACAGAAACAAGCAGAGACAACACGGUGAUAACCAGCUCAAGAGAAAAUCCGUCGUAAAUAAAUACUGACUUAUUUUCACAUCAUCAAAAUCAUUCCGGUACAUCAAAUGGCAGAGGAAGCAAUAUUUGAAUAUCUGCACUCAGAAAUAGUUAACUACACGCUCUCCAAGGAGAACAGCAAGGAGAAUGACCUAACGGCCCUCGAGUACAUGGGCUACUCGACCGGCUAUCGGAUUAUAGAACGGCUAACGCGCGAGUGGCCCCGAUUCAAGGACGAGCUAGACACGAUGAAAUUUAUCUGUACCGAUUUUUGGAGCUCGAUCUACCGCAAGCAGAUCGACAACCUUCGGACGAAUCACCAGGGUGUGUACGUCCUGCAGGAUAACGCCUUCCGCUUUUUGACUAAACUGUCGUCUACCUCGCAGUACCUGGAGCAUGCCCCCAAGAUGAUUUGUUUUCCACAGUUCGUCGCUUUUACGUGUGGAUUGGUGCGGGGCAGCUUGGCGAAUCUUGGCAUCAACAGCACCGUGACCGCCGAGGUGCAACAGAUGCCCUUCUGCAAGUUUCACAUUCAAGUUAAUCGCGGAUAAGUUUCGGUUUCCAGUCUUUCCACGAAGUUCAAUAAAGAU
Molecule: messenger RNA, 678 nt
Organism: Toxorhynchites rutilus septentrionalis
Lineage: Eukaryota; Metazoa; Arthropoda; Insecta; Diptera; Culicidae
Gene: Trs33
Product: trafficking protein particle complex subunit 6b
Exons: 3
Coding region: 157-639 (160 amino acids)
Biological process (GO): regulation of GTPase activity; endoplasmic reticulum to Golgi vesicle-mediated transport
Cellular component (GO): cis-Golgi network; trans-Golgi network; TRAPP complex
Source: RefSeq, a predicted model, not a curated record